This is a messenger RNA of Symbiodinium sp. CCMP2456, 273 nucleotides long. The record is from the annotation of a GenBank genome assembly. NCBI's taxonomy places the organism in Eukaryota, Dinophyceae, Suessiales, Symbiodiniaceae.
AUGUGCAACAAGUCGGCGAAGAGGGGGUCCUUGCAAGUGAGUGCCGACGUCGCUGAGAAGUGGAAGUGCACAAAGAGUAGGAAGCAGUUGAUUGUGGCACUCAUUAAUUGCAAGGGCGACAAGGCCACUGGACUGCACAACACGUUGCCACGGAUGAAAGACAAGUACCAAAGCCACAUCGUCGAGUAUUGGGUGGACGUGCGCACCAGCGGGAGUCUCUCACGGAGCACGAAGGAAGAGUUCAACCAAUACGUCGAGAUCAUCGAUAGCGGU